UUUUAAUUUCCUUCCCUCAUUUGAGCCAGUUGCAUGCCUAACCCGCCUUGCGACUGUGGUGGUAAAUUGGUUUAAUUUCCCGAGUGCGGAGUACGAAUAGCUUCGAUUGACGUUGUCUUGUUCGUUCUCCGGUGAGACGUUUGUAGGGGAGAGAGGUAACUUGGAUGUCAGAGUCGAGGAGCGAGGACAUCUGCCAAGGCAAAAAGGUUUCUUCAACAUUAUCUUUUUGGCAUCUCAGAGAUCCUUGCUCAGUUUUUGAAAUUAACGGACUCUGAUCUUCUAACGAUUGCUGUCAAAGGCUUGCGUCAAGGAGCAACAAAUUAAACCCCUUACCGAAUCCGCGGGGCAGGAGUCUUCGAUGCUGGCUUGCAUAGCGUGCACCAAACACGAGCCUGAAGAUGUCGCAGACGGCUCUGCCGCGCGGCCGUCCCCUGCCAAGGACACGGUCAAGAGCCUCACAUCUCAGUUGAAGGACAUGGUGCUAAAGUUUUCGGGCACGCAUCGCCAUUGUAAAGGUAGAAGCACGGAUUUUGCUAAACACACACGAAGGUUUCACCAUAGUCCCGACCAUGGGGAGAGAGAUGGACUAUCCUGUAUUGACGGUGGCAGUCGCGGAUACGACUAUCUCCGCGCCGAAGCCAGCUCGAGCUCAGUGUCUGUGUGUGGCUUAUCUUCCAGUUACAAUGUGCUGGCGGAGGAGGGAGAGUUUGCAGUGGAGGAAGAAGAAGGCGAGGUGAGGGAGUGGACGGCACAGGUUGAUCCCGGCGUCCAGAUCACCUUCGUCUCCCUCCCGGGCGGCGCGGGCAAUGACCUCAAGCGGAUCCGCUUCAACCGAGAGAUGUUUGACAAAUGGCAGGCGCAGAGAUGGUGGGGAGAGAACUACGACCGGGUCGUGCAGCUAUACAAUGUCCGUCGGUUUAGCCGCCAGGCCUUCCCUACUCCUCCAUGCAGGUCCGACGAAGCCGAGCUGGUGGUACAACACGAUCACCAAUGGCUCGGGAGUCAAGAUGGCCUUAUCAGAAACACGAAUGGCCUACCACCGCCUAUUGCUGGGUCUGUUCAUGGUGGGAUAUCGAUGGGGCUUAAAGGAGGAGGAGGAGGGGGAGGACCUUACCACUCUCCGCCAGUGCCGGACCCUUCCCAGCAUCUCCUCCUUUCGCAUUAUUUCAACCCCGCCUACGGCGCCGCUGUCACUACCGGCGUCGUCACGGGCGUAAAGGGAGAAAGUUCGUCGAUCGACGCAUCUAGAACCACCACGUCGUCCAGAGAUGAGGUCGCCUCCGUCUCCAUCAGUAACGCUAGCGAUUUGGACGUGACCGAAUGGGUGGAGCAAGUGGAGCCUGGAGUGUGCAUUACCCUCCGGGAAUUGUCCGAUGGCACUCGAGAGCUUCGCCGCGUCAGAUUCAGUCGAGAGAAGUUCGGGGAGAUGCGUGCAAAAAUUUGGUGGGAAGAAAACAUAGAAAGGAUACAAGCCCAAUUCCUUUGACAAUUAUAUUGCGCAUCUGACAGUGAAGCGUGCAGGAGAAAACGACACGCGUUGCAUCCGGUAGCUGCUAGUCCUGGUCUCCCUCAAUUUUGACGUUAAUCUGCCUUUCCUCUGCUACCAUGAAAUACAAUCUCAUUAUAUCAGCGAAGCUUGUUUGGCGUCCGACGUGACCGCCAACUUUGUAUCAUUUACUUUUCUUUAAAGCGGUGUCGUAUAUUAUUGUAACUAACUCACCGAUCUGCUUGUGAGACUGACCUUGCUGAAUGACGAGCACCCAUGUUUCCACACAACUUGUGAAGUCGUUGUGCCCGGCCUGUCUCUUUGAUGCAAAUUCACCUGGCAGCUGAAAGAAUGCAAAUGCUUUCAUCCUUUUUAAAUAUAAUCCCAUCAGCCAUGCAAAAUUCAUGCUUCCAAAA
This is a messenger RNA of Zingiber officinale, 1902 nucleotides long. Its product is annotated as protein Brevis radix-like 2. The transcript is spliced from 7 exons. Lineage: Eukaryota; Viridiplantae; Streptophyta; Magnoliopsida; Zingiberales; Zingiberaceae. Bases 359 to 1486 code for a protein of 375 amino acids. The record is from RefSeq and is a predicted model, not a curated record.